CGGUCUGUUAUUGUCUGACGUCACUCUGCCUCGGGUUCAUUUGACUUCAAAUUUUAUCUUCGUGGUGGUUUGCACUUUGAAAAUAAUUUCGCCAAAUUACGAGUUUUUAUUAGGCCAAUCAUGGCUGAUGAAAAAGAGAACGUUAUACUGAGGGAGCCAGCUAUGGAGUGUCCGGCGCCAAGUGCCUAAUAGCAUCCACAAGUGCUCAGCGGAUCCGCUGUGCCUAGUAGCAUCCAUCGGCGCCGAGCACCUAGUAGCAUCCGCGGCUCUGAGCUCUCAGUAUUACAUGAAGGGCAACAUAGCCGAAGGCGUAGGCGACAGUCAUCAAUUUUGAAAGACUCCCCUAGCCGAAUGCCUCUGGAAAAUCUGACUGCAAAACAGCAGCGUAGAUCACUGAAGAGGGUGUCAUUUGCUGAUACAAAGACAAUAAAGGAAUUUCUGGCCCUAGCAGGAAGUGCUACAGAGUGGAAUAGUACGUACGAAGCUACUGCAUCAUGUGACUCUUCCAACUCUAUAGUUAUGGCCAAUAUCGGAGAUAAAUCAAACAGCUCAAGUAUAAAUAUGCUUGAAGAUGAGCCAGUAGUGAACUCUGUGCCAGCAGCAGGGGCAGAAAAGAGGGAAACUGAUGAUGAGUCCAGUGCUGAUGAGAACCUUGACACAUGUGCUUCAGGUGAUGACCCAGAUAAUGUACCACCUUCAAAUGACAGCUUCUUGACAAGUUUUUUAAAUGUGACAUUUUCUGAUAGUGCACAAGAUAAUGCCAAGAAAUCUGUAAAGGUAGAUAAUUAUGGUAAUCAAAAAGUUGCUGCUCAAUCUGGAAGGUUUCUCACAUCUUCUAGUGAUGAUAGUUUUAUGGAUGCAUUGUUUCAUGAUGAAAUGGCUCAGAAGAUGAUAUCAGAAAUGAAAAUGUCUUGCAUGGGAGCAACUUUUACUGAACAAACAAAGACCACUCCAUGUGUAAAAACAGAUCAAAUAUCAGAAAAGGUUGAUCUGAAUCAAGAAGAAAAUGCUGACAACAAAAUUAUUGGCCAUACUAGACAAACAGUGAUAGAGGGUAAUCUGACGCAGGGCACAUGCAAUGACAUGGAAAUGACCUUUGCAGUCAGCCAAUGUGUUGGGUUGAAUCCAGUUGAUGGAAAUGAAAUGGUGAAUGACCUGACUGAGAAAGUAAGUGCUAACAUGGAUAUUACUUUCCCUGAUAAUCCAGUGGCAACAUUGCACAAAAGUAAAAUGACUGAAAUGGAAAAUCAACUCUAUCAAAAUCAAGAGGACCUUACUAAGAGGAUAAAAACAGACAUGGAAAUGACCUGUGCAGCUGGUCAGAUGAGUACUGUUUACAAAGGUGAUGUGAAGUUGAACCGGGAUUGUACACAGAGAAUAACUGCUGAUAUGGAAAUGACAUGUACAACUCUUCAAACUUCAAGGCAGCAUGAAAGGCUUAUGUCUCAAAAGACUACUUUAAAUCAAGAAGCCUCGACUCAGAGAAUAACCACAGAUAUGGAAAUAACUUGUCCUGCCAGCGAGAUGGCUACUCACUCAAAAUGUGUAGUAACUCAAAAGCAAAAUGUAGAUAAGAAAAUGACAUCCAACACAGGAGCAGUGAAUCAAGAAAUAACUCAGAAGUUAACUGCAGAUAUGGAAAUGACAUACCCGGCAAUCCAAAGUGCUAAUUGGCACGCACGUGACAGAUCGCAAACAAUGAAUAUAAUAACUUUAACACGGGAAGAUUUAACUCAGAAAGUAACUACAGAUAUGGAAAUGACUCUUCCAGCUUCCCAAAUGAACAUCCAACCAAAAAUUGUCAUGAAUAAAAUACCUGAUAGCGAUGAGGUAACCUGUCACACAAUAGUUUUGAAUCGAGAGGACUUAACUCAGAAAGUAACUGUAGAUAUGGAAAUGACUUGCCCACUUUCUCAAAUGAACACCCAACCAAAAAAUAUCCCCUGUCUAAAGCCAAGGGAUGAUAUGGAGAUAACAUGCUGCGCAUUAACUGUAAAUCGAGAGGACCUAACUCAGAAAGUAACUUCAGAUAUGGAAAUGACUUAUCCAGCCUCUUCAAUACAGCCAAAAACUGUUAUGAAUAAGAAAAUUGAUAGAGAUGAGGUAACCUGCCACACAAUAGUAUUGAAUCGAGAGGACCUAACUCAGAAAGCAACUGCAGAUAUGGAAAUGACUUGUCCAGUUUCUCAGAUUAAUACUCAACCAAAAAAUGUCCUACAUCAAAAGCCAAGUGAAGAUAUGGAGAUAACAUGCCACACAGUAACUGUGAAUCGAGAGGACCUAACUCAGAAAGUAACUUCAGAUAUGGAAAUGACUUAUCCAGCCUCUUCAAUACAGCCAAAAACUGUUAUGAAUAAGAAAAUUGAUAGAGAUGAGGUAACCUGCCACACAAUAGUUUUGAAUCGAGAGGACCUAACUCAGAAAGCAACUGCAGAUAUGGGAAUGACUUGUCCAGUUUCUCAGAUUAAUACUCAACCAAAAAAUGUCCUACAUCAAAAGCCAAGGGAUGAUAUGGAGAUAACAUGCUGCGCAUUAACUGUAAAUCGAGAGGACCUAACUCAGAAAGUAACUUCAGAUAUGGAAAUGACUUGUCCAGCCUCUUCAAUACAGCCAAAAACUGUUAUGAAUAAAAAACUUGAUAGAGAUGAGGUAACCUGCCACACAAUAGUUUUGAAUCGAGAGGACCUAACUCAGAAAGUAACAUCAGAUAUGGAAAUGACUUGUCCAGUUUCUCGGAUUAAUACUCAACCAAAAAAUGUCCUACAUCAAAGGCCAAGCGAAGAUAUGGAGAUAACAUGCCACACAAUAACUGUGAAUCGAGAGGACCUAACUCAGAAAGUAACUUCAGAUAUGGAAAUGACUUGUCCAGCCUCUUCAAUACAGCCAAAAACUGUCAUGAAUAAAAAACCUCAUAGAGAUGAGGUAACCUGCCGCACAAUAGUUUUGAAUCGAGAGGACCUAACUCAAAAAGUAACAUCAAAUAUGGAAAUGACUUGUCCAGCCUCCUCAAUGCAGUCAGAAACUGUCUUGAAUAAAAAACCUGAUAGAGAUGAAGUAACCUGCAAUCGAGAGGACCUAACUCAGAAAGUAACAUCAGAUAUGGAAAUAACUUGUCCAGUUUCUCAGAUGAAUACCCAACCAAAAUAUUUCCCCCAUCAAAAACCAUGUGAUGAUAUGGAGAUAACGUGCCAUAAAGUGACUGUAAACCAAGAGGACCUAACUCAGAAAGUAACUUCAGAUAUGGAAAUGACUUAUCCAGCUGCUCAAAUGAAUACCCAGCCAAAAUGUGUCAUAAAUCAAAAGCCAAGAGCAAACAAAGAGGUAACCUGCCACACAAUAUCUUUGAAUCGAGAGGACGUAACCCAAAAAUUAAAUGCAGAUAUGGAAAUGACUUGUCCAGUGUCUCAGAUGAAUACCCAACCAAAAAAUUUCCCCCCUCAAAAGCCAAGUGAAACUGUGAAUCAAGGGGACCUAACUCAGAAAGGAAUUGCAGAUAUGGAAGGUACUUGUCCAAAUAUUCAAAUGAAUAUCCAGCCACAAGUGGCCUGCCUCAUAAAAACUGUGGCUCAGGAUGACCUAACUCAAAAACUAAAUGCAGAUUUGGAAUUCACUUGUCAAACAAUUCAGACAGGUUCUCUAAAUAGCAGUGGUAUGACUCAGAAGAUGAGUAUGAUAACUUUAAAUAAAACGGACCAAACUGAUAGAGUACCAGCUGAUUUGCAAGUAACUUGCCCAAAUGUUCUGAGUUGUACUUUGCUGAAAGGGAACACAACACAAAAACCAAAUCUGUCAAUGGAAAUGACUUGUCCAGUUAUUCAGACGAAUGAACCUACUCGGCCUAUCUCUAAUGCUGGAAUGACUUGUAAUAUAUCUCAGAUUAAGGAAAAACCAAACAUGACUGAGCAAGAGGAUCACAAUAGGGAUAUCAGUAUAAAUAAAGAAAUAACUUCAAGUAAGUUGCAAGAGGUGAGGCAAAGUGAUUUGGUUCAGGGUGAAAAUACAGAGAGAUUAUAUCUGGGAAAUAGGUUGCCAGAAGUACCUCAGCUUGACAAGAUGUAUUCUUCAUCAGUUACACUAGAUGGUUCCCAGGUUGCAGAACCAGUAAAGCCCAAUAAUGAAACAUCAUCAGCAUUGAUAAAUGAAAAGAUUACACCUAAAGGCAGUUUAGUUGUAGGAGCACAGGAAAAUAAUCUUUGUGUUGGAUCUGACUCAGAGUCUAUCAAGUUAACUGGAGAAGAAAGAGAUAUUGGUGAAAAUUAUGCCACUAAUCUGGCUGAAGUUAGUGAAAGUAUGCAUCACAGUAUCACAGGAUCUUCUAAGACAGUUGGUGAAAAAGCAAGGGAUUGUUUUAAGAGCAAUACAUCUCCUGCCAGUGAGAUAUUGGACUUGUUAAGCAGAAAUGAAGUCCCUCGAAGAAAGAGUUUGUGUUUUGGAUUAUCAGAUUCUUUAGGUUUUGUUGGUCCUGUAAAUAAUAAAAGAAGUAUGAACCCUGUAGCACAAGAAAAGGGACAGAUCAAUGUUUCUAGAAGAAAAUCUGUCCUUGUUGUGUCACCCAGUGAAGUGAAUAAAACCUCUAAUUUAUCCAGUCCAAUGUUCCAGUCAUUUUUUGGUGACAAUCAAGAUUCUAACUGGGAUGCUGAUGUUCUGUCAGAGGAUAACGAUGUAGGGCAAAACAUAUGCAAGAAAAAUUCUCAGGAAGCAUCUCCAAAUUCAAAUAAUAAAAGAUCACAUGAUAUAGAUGAUGAAGAUGAACAUUCGUCUAAGAGGAUGUCCUGUGCUAGUAGUCCAGGACUUCAUCCCAAUUCUAUAAAUACUAGGAAUUGUCAAGAAGGAAAUAAUCUUUCUCAUUCCUCACCAUGUAUUGAAAGAGAUGUAAAUCCUCUUUCAAUAUCUUUACCAGUUGAAGAGGAUGAAUUGUUUUUACAUAUUUCUAACACAAAUCCAUUAUCUCAUUUAAGUGUAGAAGACAAAACUGCACUUGAUUCUAUUGUGGACACACCAGAUUUGGUCAUUUCAUCAUCUGUCAUAAAUGAUGAUCAUCUGCAAUCUGGUAUACUGCCUGCCAAGAACUCUCUUUCAUUACAAGGAUCCCCUGUUUUGAUGGGAAGUAUUCCAAGCAGAAAAGAUAAAUAUAAUUUAGAUGAUGCAAGCAAAUCAGAUGCUGAAAAUUCUUCUCAGUCAGAAGAGGGACUGGAAGAUAUUCAAAUGGAGUUUGAAAACUCUAAUGACCAUAGUUUUAGUCAUUCUCCACUUGCCAAGUUGGAGUGUCAGUCAACCAGUGCUCCAUCAGCAAAUCAGAGUCUGUUUGAUAUAGUAGCAGCUGAUGCCCUUAGUUCAGUGAAAAGCUUGUUAACUUCAUUUAAAAAGAGAAUGUCAGAUACUCAUGAAGGCCGCAUGUCCUCUAGAAAUCUAACAAUAGAUAGUGAAUCCUCUAUUGUUGAAAGGGAGCAAGAAAGUAGUACCCCUGCAUGUUUAAAUAGCCUGCAACUAAGUCCAAGUUGUAACAUAUCCAGUUGUUCUCAACAACCCCCUGGUGAUGAAGGUGAUGAGAUGAUUUCAAGUUUUAUGGUUAAGGAUAAGGCGCAAAAUUCUCAUUCAUUAAUGGUCACUGAAAAUCCAGAGGAAAGUUCCAGUGGUCAAGCUGUAAUGAACAUUUCUUCAAACAGUAUACCAGACCAUGCUCAGCCGCUGAUAUUGGAACCCACAGACUCAAGCAAAGAUCACAGAGCCAUUGUAGAUAUGAAUCCACCAUCAGCUAUUCGGCCAUCGGCAGAAGAGGCAAAGAAAAAUAAUCAGACACUUUUACAAGGGGAUCAGAAAGGGUGUCUAGAGGAAAACCUAAAUUUUGAACUGGUGCCCAAAAGGUCUGAUGAAUGCAAAUGUUGCCACAUAUGUCAUAAUUCAGAAUUGGAGGGAGACUUAUUUUUACCAGCUUCAAGCAAGGAUAAGCAGUGGCUUGUAACUGGUGUAGCAGAAGGUGUUAGGUACCUCACAUUACAACACAGCAACUUAGAAUUGGAACUGAAUGUGUCACAGAUUGACAACCACUGGUCAGUUACAACAGCAUCUUGGAAACCACAAGCCUCAGAUAUAAAAGAUAAAAUUGGUCAACUAGUCAUGCAGUUACUUCAGUGUCGUAUCAAGGCAGCCAUUUUACAGUUGUAUGGUAGGACACUGUGUGAGAUAGCAGAGGGGCUCGACAAAGUUGUAUCUGCAUAUCAAGAUAUAACUAAGCUAGCACUUGAAUUGUUCCUGGUGAAGGCAGCCUAUCUCACCGAAUUCAGUAGAGACAGCAUAAAGGUCAACCUCUUCAGCAGUUUUCAUCAUGUAAAUGCUUAUGUAACCAUUGGCCUAAGACCACCAGAGCCAACACCUGACAAGCCAUGUGCCUAUAUACCUUCAGCUAAAGUUACUAUUGGGAACCUCAGAAGUCAGACUAUUGAAAAAGCAAUGGCAGAUGUGGUUGAUGGCCCAAGAUAUAUCUGGAGGCUAGUUAAGGCGGCAGACAUGGUUGUUCAAGGGAUGAUGUGAUCAUGCAAGUGAAGCCUUGAGGAAAGUUAACUGCUGAUAUUGAUUUAUGUUUUCACAUGUGAAAUGUGCAGUACAAUUAUUUUUAUGUUGAAUGAAGGUUCAUUCAACCAGUGUUGUAUAAAUAGGAUAUCAGGCAGAAUUUUAUUUACUGUUUGGCUAACAGAUGUAUAGUUUAACAAUCCUUGUAUGUAGAGGGUUCAAGUUUUAGGUACACGUUUACCUUAUACUUUUGGCAGUAGUAUGUAAUGUUUGUAGUGUAAUGUUUAUAUUUUUUUUAUCAUUCAGCUUAUUUUUAAAGCACUUUAGAUAUACUGGAAUCAGUGAUUUCCUUUUGAAUUAUCUAUUUUUUGUAAUGUUGGUCAUGUAUAAAAGACUUAUCAAAGACAGA
This is a messenger RNA of Macrobrachium nipponense, 6919 nucleotides long. RefSeq lists its product as uncharacterized. The transcript has 13 exons. The coding region runs from base 352 to 6531 and encodes 2059 amino acids. Lineage: Eukaryota; Metazoa; Arthropoda; Malacostraca; Decapoda; Palaemonidae. The record is from RefSeq and is a predicted model, not a curated record.